Molecule: messenger RNA, 1944 nt
Organism: Amphimedon queenslandica
Lineage: Eukaryota; Metazoa; Porifera; Demospongiae; Haplosclerida; Niphatidae
Exons: 12
Coding region: 88-1839 (583 amino acids)
Biological process (GO): cell migration; actin filament organization; enzyme-linked receptor protein signaling pathway
Cellular component (GO): cytoplasm
Molecular function (GO): signaling adaptor activity; receptor tyrosine kinase binding
Source: RefSeq, a predicted model, not a curated record
CUGCAGUAGAUUAAAUUAUCACUCCCUCACAGUCAACCAUAACUACAGAGCAGACCCACUGGCUUCAGUUCAUUCAUAGGUACCAGUAUGAGCUAUUAUCAUGGACUCAUCUCCAGCAAGAAAGCAGAAGCUAUUCUCAAUUGUUCCCUCAGCAAUGGAUCCUUUCUAUUGAGGGACAGCCAGAGCAAGCCAGGCCACUUUGUACUCUCAAUAAAGUAUCAUGGUAAACUUUAUCAUGUCCUUGUAUUUCAUGAGUUUGGUCAGUAUUAUCUUGACAGCAGUGCCAGUUCUGAUGAUAAGUUCAAUAGUUUGGAGGACCUGGUUUUGUUUGGUAUGUCUCAUGAGCUCAGAGUGGCUGGGGAAGAGGUGACUCUCCUUGAGCCAGUCAUCAGUGACACUAGCAGUACAGUACAGAUACUGAAACCAUACAGUAAUGGAAUGCGUAAUAAAAGAGAUGAGGUUGAAGAUUAUGAUAUCUUGACUGAUCUAUUUGCUUCAGUAUUUGGCUCUCAUUGCUCAGUCCUCGUUGCAGUUCACAGUUACCUUAACUUUGAUGGGUCUCCGCUAUCAUCUGAUGCCAGUUAUCUUGUGUGUGUUGUCAAGGACAAUCACCUCAAGGCAUUCUUUGUCCGUACUGUUGAUCUCAGUGAUAAGAAGAUUAUUGCAGAAAAGAAACUAACUAAACAUUUUGAGUAUGACACUCCAUCAGAGCUAGUCCUCACUUUUCUAUCAGAAACCAACAAGUGUGACAGUGUAAUCAUAAUUCAAUUAUUGUGUUUCCAGCAAGGAAUCACUUGCAUUGGAUUCAAGAACAAGCAAGACAUGGACAUGUUCACUAGACAUGUUGACAGGAUAGUGCAAAUACAACAAGAGAAAUCAACACAGCAGGCAAGAGUAAGGGACACUGGAUCCUCCAGUCCUAGCAGAGGAGGACAGGAAUGCAGGAGAGAAGGAAAUACUCGACAAUUAAAAGCUGAAGAAUUUGAUAUUUAUAAUUUGAGUCCUGAAUGGGAUUAUCUCCUAGAGCAGGCCGGAGUGACUACUGAGAUGCUGCAGGAGCAGAGUACACUACAGUUCAUACUGGAUAGGGUCAGUGAGAUGGGGGGACCUCCUAAAACUGUUCAAGAGUCGGACAAAGAUGAGAGACUAGCAGCAAUAGCAAUGGACUCAGUCCUGAGGGCUGAGACCAUCAGGGCCGAGAGAUUAGCUGAUAAAAUAAAACACAUCACCUUGAACUCACCAUACCCUCUCCCUCGUAAGAUCCACCCUCCAUCCUGCCAGUACAGCAGAGUCUGCUCCAGGUACAAGGAUAUACUAUUACUAAGGACCAGUCUGACUGCACUAGCUCCAAUCAGGUGCAACUGCUACUGCAGUACUUGUGCUGCUGGUAAACCAACAGUAGCAGUAUCAGGAGUACCACCUCAACAAUACACACUACCCAUUGGAUGGACCCAGUUCAUACUGAGGUCUCAGACUCAUUCAUUAGCUCAAAAGUUUAUCGGAAAUUGGCAUGUAGCGUUUACAUGUGUAGCCUGCAGCUCAGUUGGUGAAAUAAUAAGAACAGGAUCAUCAUUCAGUGGAGGAAGGAAAGAGCUGGUACUCUCUCCUGAUGUGAAAUGGUUGAAGAGAAUAACCCGUGGACUAACACCUGAACAUUAUUAUGAUGAAAUUGAAAGAAUUGAUUACCGUGUCACCACUGCAUUUCAAGUGUUUAUACAGCCUGGAUCAUAUACAGUGACUGGCUCCAGUGAUUACAAGUAUCCUUUACAAGAGAAAUGGGAAACUACUGAAAGAACUCACGUUACCUAUGCACUGUUGAUUCAUGUACAGAAAUGCUAAUAAUGAUAAUAUAAUCAUGAACUAUUGACACAAAGAUUUAUCAUUCAGUAAUAUUCAUUGUACUAUAAUUGAAAAUGCUUAAGGAACAUGUUGUUUGCUAGUGAA